AUGAAGUGGAAGGGAUACAACAUAGACUAUAACGAUUUAAAGAAACAAAUCAGACUUUUAACCCACUCAUCAUCAACAGACUUACGUCCACUAGAAGCUUCCUUCAUUGAAAACUUUGAUCAUGUCACGCUCUUUAUCAAGACAAAAUACGGUGAACUUAAUCAAUCAUGUUCCAAAGCAGCCAUCGCAACAGCCAGAACAAGCCUCCAUGAAGUGUUUUAUCACGUGGUUGAAUUGUCCAUCGUACUAAAGAACUUAUCAAAAUUCAUUCUCAUCCAAAAGAUAGCGUGCAAGAAGAUCUUCAAGAAACUCCUUAAAUACUAUCCUGAUCGGGAAAAGUCAAAGCACUUGAUAAACCAGUUACGAUUGUAUUUGCAUCUGGAUCCAACGUCUUUUGUCAACUUCAAUUUAAGUCCCUUAACGUUGGACUUGACAUCGUUAUUUGAAGAUAUCAAACUUGUCCAUCGAGGUUUAGAUAACCCAUCUGCCAUGCCCAUACAACAACACAUACAAACUGACAAUAAUAGACCGCCUUCUCCCUUACUUCUACAUUCAAGCAUCAGAAAAAAGCACUCUGUAACUGACUCAUUGGCUACUAACGACACAGUGUCUCUACAUAAUGGCAAGUCCAACUUGGUUCACAACUCAUCGUUUGCUGACUUGGCCAAAUUGAAGAAUAGUAACUCUAGCGUGGUGUUUGACGUCAAGUCUUUACUUAAAAAGAACUUUAACUUGUCAUUUCUUAUAGCAGAUGAUCCCAACACUCUCAACGAAGCAUUACUCACGCUCAAUGUGUAUCUGAACUUGGAGAUACUUGACCAAAACAACUUAAUCUCCAUCAUAUACCUUCAAUCCCCGAAAUUUGAUCAUAAAUGUCCCUCCUUAAUUAUUACUCAACCAAACCAAUCGCAUCUGGCCAUUAUCUGUUAUUCCGGAGGUCUUCGUCAAUUCUCCUACUGUUUCCUCCCCAAUGAUUUUGUUCAAGAGUUCUUAACUGACCCCACCGUCUUGGAAACCAUCCCACCACAGUUCCAGUCGAAUGGUAGAAUCGUCCAGACCCUAAAUUGCUUGCGAUACAAUGAGUUCACUCCAAAGUUGAAGAUUGUCAGCAAGAGAUCUCGUUUUAUAUUCCAUGAAGGUGAUUUCGAAGAAGGUGUACUGCAGAGUCAAACUUCUCCAACCGGUGGUGCUCCUGGAACAGGAGCUGGAACAAUAAGUAAUAGUGGCGAUAACCCCAUAUAUCCGUCAAAUACUAGCACUGCAUCAUUUGCUAAGUUUGAAGAUGAUUAUCUCUUCACUUUAGACUACAACAUCUACACCACCAGUUCACCAACGUUAGUAAAACUGUUGGAUUUGAAUCAAUAUGAUGUUCAAAUGGAUCGGUUCCCCUUUGCUACACUUUCAGCAACAUCCAAUGAUUCCAGCUUGUUCAACUUUAUAUCCAAUUUAAAGACCAGCAUAGCUGUCACAGAUCAAAAUGAAGCGAGAAUUCUACACAACAAAUACACAUCUCCUUCACUCCGUCGUCUUCCAGAGCCUCUAAAGCGGAUCAUUCAACAAGAGUCGACUUUCAACAUGUAUAAGGACUUGAACUUGUAUGAUUAUAUGCUUUCAUGCUACUGUAACGUCAUACCUCAGUUUGAAGAAAAUCACUAUGCCAAUUUGCUUUACUUGAACUUACUCAAGAAACUCGAAGAGGUUAGCGGAGGAGGAGAGUCCAAUGCUGUUGAUGGAGAGGACAAACAACAAUUGCUUCGAAGAGUGGGGAGUACUAUAGGCAUGGAGAAUUGGAAAUUCGGUGGAGGUGGAGGAGGCGGAUUUGGAGCCGGUUGGGGAAAGCAUGGACCUAGUUUCAAUGGUGGAGGCGGAGGAGGUGUUGAUGGGGAGCUCGGUAAUAUUGGAGGUGGCGCUGGAGGCGGAGGAGGGGGUGGAUAUGAUAGAGGAAGAUUUGAUGGGGGAGGGGGUGGCGGGGGAGGAAUACACGAUAACUCCCCCACUACUCAUAGUUCCACUCCACAUAGUUCAAAAUCAGUAUUCACAGACCCUCAUCACCGAGCUAUGAUCUCACGAUCUCACAAUGAUUAUAAUGGUGAUGGUGAUUAUAAUGAUGAAGGAGAAGGAGAAGAAGAUGAUGGUUUUAUGAUGUUUGACUCCGUUGAUGAUGACAACAUUUCAUUAUUUAUUCGACCUCAGAAACGAUCACCUUUUAAUGACUACUUUUCCAAUCAAAUUGUUCAUGAAGAUGAUGAUCAUCAUGACCGGUCAAUGUUUGGAUGGUUUAGUAAUAAGUUCCACAAGUUGCGAUAUUGGGUUCGAGGAGAACGUGGUUUUGACGAAGAAGAAGAAUUCAAUGAUAUAUAUGGACAAUUUCUUGGACAUGAAUCAUUUGGGAACUACUACUACUAUAACAAUAAUAGAGAAAAAUGCGUCACUCAAACAGAAGCCAUUGCCUAUGUUAUCAAUAAGGCUGGUGGGUCAUCUGUGUUUGCCACACAACCUGCUAAAACAGUGGAAUCUGCCUUUAAGCCACUUGUAGACGUUCAGUCUUUAUUGGCAGCCAAUGAUCCGUAUGCUGUUGUUAUCAACACUCUUGAACAACAACCAGAACAUCGUGAAAUUGUUACUGUUGCUACUGAUGGUAUAACCUUAUUAAAGAACUUGCCUUAUUUAUCUUUGUCAACUUUCCAAACCAAUCCUGUGGUUUCCCAUGUUGAAUUGAACACCUUUGACUUUAGCAUUGUCACUGCUUUGAGAGACUUGUCUUUCCCUAUCUUGGUGUCUCAAACUGUUGCUGAGAGUGCCAAGUUUGCUAACGUUGGGUAUAAGUUGGCUUCCUUGUUGAACAAGCCAGUAUUUCAUUUCUACGUCCCUGCCAAACCAGAAUCCAUCACCCUCUCUAAGAUCGUUGUUGGUGGUGCCGAUGAACCCUCUUCUGUUGACAUCACAUCUGUUCCAGAGUUGUUAAACCAUUACAAGGUGACACCUUUUGAAGUGGUGCAAAAGGUGCCCUCUCCAAAGGACGCUUUCUUGUAUUUUGGUCAAGUCACCGAGGAAUUGGCUAAGGCUGCUGCUUCUGCUAAAGUGUUAUUGAUCUCCAUCAAGUUGUACAAGCCAUUUGAUUUGGCUUCCUUCUUGAAGUUGAUUCCCAAUUCCGUGGAGACUUUGACUUUGAUUGAACAAUCUCUUGUGGCCACUAAUCAAGGUACUAAUGCCGUGUGUCCAUUGGCCUUGGAUUUCUUCUCUGAAUAUCCUCAAUACCAAUCAUUGAAGAACUUCUCCAAGAUCAUCACUGCCACUAUUGGCUAUAUCUCUACUGGGAAAUAUUCCGAAGCCAUAGCCAACAUUUUAGCCAAUACUAGAUCGGAAUCACCUAUUCAAAGCUUAUCAUUUGGAAAGUUGGACACUGAAUUAUCAACCAAAUCUUCCAUCAAGAGAACCCAAGAGCUGUUGGAAGCUAUUGAAAAUGCCGUCAAAUCUGAAUCUGCUUACUUGAAGCUCUUACAACAAGUUAAUUCCAAUUCAGAAUCUUUAAGAAUCUUAAACCAAUUCAACCAAGAUUCAAUUGGUGUUGAAACCAACCCAGAAUUUGGUUUUGGUGCUUUCUUGUAUGAUGACGAACAACAACGUAGACUAAUUGAUUUGGUUUACAAUGCUGUUAAGGAAAACAAGUUCCAACUGCCCCAUAACUCUGAAUUAUUGGAAUUAUUAUCUAAAUGGUUGGUUCAAGUUAAGGAUUCAUCAUCUACAUCUUCCAUAAGUGCUGAUGAUGUUGCUAAGAUCAUUGAAUAUUUGGGCACUGAUUCUUCAGAGUCUGGAAAACAAAUUGCUUCCUUAGCCAACUACUUUUCCACUAAGAAUAACUGGUUAAUUGGUUCUGAUGCCUGGUCUUAUGAUUUGGGUUCUUCUGGUGUUCACAAUGUGAUAACAUCAGGUAAGAACGUGAACAUGUUAAUAAUAGACUCUGAACCUUAUGAAGAAAAGACCCAAUCUGAAAAGAAGGUCAACGGAUUCAGAAAGAAGGACGUUGGCUUAUAUGCCAUGAACUAUGGGAAUACUUAUGUUGCUUCUGUUGCAGUCUAUUCAUCAUAUACUCAGGUGUUACAAGCAUUCAUUGAAGCUGAGAAGUUCAAUGGUCCAUCAAUUGUUUUGGCAUAUUUACCAUACCAUAGUGAAAAUGAUAACACUUUGUCUAUUUUAAAGGAAACCAAGAAAGCUGUUGACUCUGGUCAUUGGCCCUUAUACAGAUACGAUCCAUUUUUGGAAAACGAAAAGGAUGCUUUCAAAUUGGACUCUUCAAGUUUGAGAAAGGGGUUGAAGGAUUUCUUAGAUAGAGAAAAUAAGUUGACUUUAUUGGCUUCUAGAAACCCUGAAUUAUCAAGAAACUUGACAGCAUUAACUGCCAAUGCUGAAACAAAGGCCAGACAAGCUAAAGUUGCUGAUGAUUCUUUCCACAAAUUAUUGCAAGGAUUAUCAGGACCUCCACUUACUAUUGCAUUUGCAUCAGAUGGGGGAAAUGCCGAAGCCCUAGGUAAAAAGAUCCAUAGACAAGCAUUGGCUAGAGGUUUAAAGGCUACUAUAUUAGCUAUGGACGAUCUUUCAGUUGAAGAUUUGCCUAAUGAAACUAAUGUUGUGUUUGUCAGUUCCACAUCCGGUCAAGGUGAGUUCCCAACUAAUGGUAAGCAAUUCUGGGAUGGUAUUAAAGGAGCUAAUGAUUUGGAUUUAUCUGCCAUUAAGUAUUCUGUGUUUGGUUUAGGUGAUUCUCAAUAUUGGCCCAGAAAGGAAGACAAACACUACUACAAUAAACCAGCUAAGGACUUAGAUGCUAAGUUGAAGUUAUAUGGUGGUGUUGAAUUGGCUGAAAUUGGGUUAGGAGAUGAUCAAGACGCCGAUGGAUUUAGCACUGGAUUCAAUGAAUGGAUUCCCAAAAUUUGGAAAGCUUUGGGUGUUGAUAAUGUUGAUGGUAUUGAAGAACCAAAGCCUUUGACCAACGAAGACAUGAAGAUUGGUUCUGACUAUUUAAGAGGUACCAUUGUUGAAGGAUUGAAUGACCAAUCUACCGGUGCAAUCUGUGCUGUAGAUCAACAAUUGACCAAGUUCCAUGGUAUUUACAUGCAAGAUGACCGUGAUAUUAGGGAUGAAAGAAAGGCUCAAGGUAAGGAACCAGCCUAUGCUUUCAUGGUUAGAGUAAGAUUACCUGGUGGAGCUGCUACUCCUCAACAAUAUUUAAAGAUGGACGAAUUAGCUGAUACCAGAGGUAAUGGUACUUUGAAGUUAACCACCAGAGCCACUUUCCAAUUACAUGGUGUGGUCAAACAUGAUUUGAAACCAGCCAUUAGAGGUAUGAACUCUGCGUUAAUGGAUACUUUGGCAGCCUGUGGUGAUGUUAACAGAAACGUCAUGGUUUCUGCCUUACCAUCUAAUGCCAAGGUUCACAGUCAAGUUGCUGAAACUGGUACUUUGAUUUCUGAACACUUGUUGCCUAAUACUACCGCCUAUCACGAGAUUUGGUUGGAAGGUGAAGAUGAAGGUGAUAAGCCUGGUGAUAGAGAAGUUUGGGAAAACCGAAAGGAAGGUCCGACCAAGAAGAAGACUUUAGUUGCAGGUAAUGCCUUAACUGAUGUUGAACCAAUGUAUGGUCCCACAUAUUUACCUAGAAAGUUCAAGAUUGUUAUUACUGUUCCUCCAUACAAUGAUGUUGAUGUUUGGGCCCAUGAUAUUGGGUUAAUUGCUAUUGUUGAUGAACAAGAUAAUGUCACUGGUUACAAUUUAAUGGCCGGUGGUGGUAUGGGAUCCACUCACAAUAAUAAGAAGACAUACCCCAGAACCGGGUCUAUGUUUGGAUAUGUUUCUGCUGAAAAGGUUCAUCUUGCUUGUGAGAAGGUAAUGCUUGUUCAAAGAGACUUUGGUGAUAGAACCAACAGAAAGCAUGCCAGAUUGAAGUAUACCAUUGAUGAUUUAGGAGUGGAAGUUUUCAAGCAAAAAGUUGAAGAACUAUUGGGCUUUAAAUUUGAAGAAGCCAGACCUUAUCAAAUCGACUCCAAUGUUGAUUAUUUCGGAUGGUGUAGGGAUGAACUUGGAUUCAACCAUUUCACAUGUUUCAUUGAAAACGGUAGAGUUGAAGAUACACCUGAAUUACCUCAAAAGACCGGGCUAAGAGAAAUAGCCAACUACUUAAUUGGUAAAUCUGGGGAGUUUAGAUUAACAGGGAAUCAACAUCUUGUGAUCUCCAACAUCAGUGAUUAUGAUAUUGAACAUGUUAAGCAUUUGUUGGCCAUGUACAAGUUGGAUAACACUGAUUUUUCAGCCUUGAGAUUAUCAUCAGCAGCUUGUGUUUCGUUGCCCACUUGUGGAUUAGCCAUGGCCGAAUCCGAAAGAUAUUUGCCCAAAUUAAUCACCAAAUUAGAAGAAGCAAUUGAAGAAUAUGGAUUGAGACAUGACUCCAUAGUCAUGAGAAUGACCGGGUGUCCUAAUGGAUGUGCCAGACCAUGGUUAGCUGAAAUUGCUUUGGUUGGUAAGGCACCAGGAGCUUAUAAUUUAUUGUUAGGAGGUGGACAUUAUGGUCAAAGAUUGAAUAAGAUCUACCGUUAUUCCAUAAAGGAAGACGAAAUCUUGGAUAUCUUGAAACCUAUGAUCAAGAGAUGGGGGUUGGAAAGAAACCAUGAGGAGCCAUUUGGUGAUUGGGUCAUUAGAGCUGGGUAUAUCAAGCCUACAACUGAAGGUAAGUAUUUCCAUGAAGAUAUUCCUGAAGAUGCUUAA
This is a messenger RNA of Lizanozyma spartinae, 6756 nucleotides long. It is a transcript of the gene ECM17, whose product is annotated as sulfite reductase (NADPH) subunit beta. Gene Ontology annotation, molecular function: FMN binding; heme binding; iron-sulfur cluster binding. Gene Ontology annotation, cellular component: sulfite reductase complex (NADPH). Gene Ontology annotation, biological process: sulfate assimilation. The record is from RefSeq and is a predicted model, not a curated record. NCBI's taxonomy places the organism in Eukaryota, Fungi, Ascomycota, Pichiomycetes, Serinales, Debaryomycetaceae. The transcript is spliced from 5 exons. The coding region runs from base 1 to 6756 and encodes 2251 amino acids.